This is a messenger RNA of Desarmillaria tabescens, 1466 nucleotides long. RefSeq lists its product as uncharacterized. NCBI's taxonomy places the organism in Eukaryota, Fungi, Basidiomycota, Agaricomycetes, Agaricales, Physalacriaceae. Gene Ontology annotation, biological process: DNA damage tolerance; protein monoubiquitination. Bases 114 to 1241 code for a protein of 375 amino acids. The transcript is spliced from 7 exons. Gene Ontology annotation, molecular function: ubiquitin protein ligase activity; single-stranded DNA binding. The record is from RefSeq and is a predicted model, not a curated record. Gene Ontology annotation, cellular component: nucleus; Rad6-Rad18 complex.
UAUUCCGAUGAUCACAUACUGGUGACCAUGGAGUCAGGUGACCGUGACCGUUACGCGUCUUCACCACUUUCCGUCGUGUCGACACCAACCCACUUGACGCGAAACUUGGAUCAAUGAGCUCGAAGAAAGAGACUGUAGAGCAACUUGCUGCUACACUCUCUGACUUUACCGACUUUCCGGAUGUCGCUACUGCUCCAGGUCUCAGAACACUUGACAACGCCUUGCGCUGCCCCAUCUGCUGCGAACUGUUCUCCGGACCUGUGACUCUUCGCUGUGGGCACUGUUUUUGCUCAUUGUGCAUCAGAGGUUCCCUGGCGCAGAAGCAAGAGUGCCCGUCUUGCCGUAAAGGGGAGGAGAAUGAGGGGCAUUUGAGGGUGAAUCCGGUUGUUGAGGAAGCUGUGGAAGCGUGGAAUAAGGCGCGACCUUUCAUUCUCCAGUUGCUGCAGCGAGGGCGGCCGUCGGUCAGCAGCAACUCUAGCGAGAGCGGUCCGUCUAAAAAGCGUAAGAGGAGCAGCCCUGACUCGGAUAUCGAAUUCGUUGCAGGGCCCGCUAGUCAUAAAAUAGAGGCAUCUCCAGCCGAAACAUCUUGUCCGGUGUGCGGGAAAGCGGUGAAAUAUGAAAUUAUAAAUCAGCAUUUGGACAGCGGCUGUAAGACGUUCGAACUCAACAACUCGUCGAAGAAAGCAUGGUCAAAAAUAAUGGCUCCAAGAAUCCAACCUGGGAAAAGCAAGCAAAGUCAGGCCAAAGGGAAAGAGAGAUCAUCGAGUAUUGAGGACGAAGCUCUUCCAAAAGUCUCUUACGACACCUUAAAAGAUAGACAGAUCAAAAAUCUACUUAACGAUCAAGGUCUUUCGACUUCUGGCGAUCGAGCACUUUGUAUUACUCGACACCAAAAAUGGGUGAUGCUCUGGAACUCCAACCUCGAUAAGGCUCCAAAACAUAGGAAGUCGCCGUCGCAAUUGAAAUCCGACCUUACUCAAUUGCUUGAACAACACCAAUCGAAAUCAAAGCUGGUAGUAGAAGAUACUCUUGGCCAUCAGAAGAAAUACGAGAGCGAAUUCAAGCGACUAACAGAGGUGGCUAGACCGAAGAAAACCGCGUCUUCACAGUUCUCUGAUUCGCUGGAGGCAACGUACUCACAGCCUAAGUCCACGGAUCCAACAAAUCCUUCAAGUCCAACGAAGUCACCAUCUCAGUCGCCUCUUCACGUUAGUGAUGACGACGAGAUAGAGGUGCUUUAACGGGACAAAGACAAGUACCUCUCAAAUUGUGUCAUUGUAUCAUCCCCGCCAUUUGAUACCCAUUUUGUAGAACGUUUUUUCGUAUGUACGGAGGAGAUUUAUGUUUGUAUAGACCAUGUUUGCAACUCGCCAAAACACACGUCAAAGCAAAUGCUUCGCGGCUUCUUUUGAUGUCGUUAGUCUAUGAAGAUAACGCGGUGGUAACAGACAGGUAAUUCUGGCUAC